CGGCUAAUGAAAGAGGAGGAGUCUAGGAUCCCGCGGUGCAGGUUGUGUUACAAUAGGGCUGUUGUGCUGCUUCUGAAAGGAUCCGCGCCAGCUAGUGAGCUUUGCAAUGAAGAGAGAAAGAAUGAAAGGGAGCGACUGAUGCCUGUGCCCGUCCCGUCAACGGAACACUGCGCGUUGAGCUGCCGAAUCCGUUGUUGUAUAUAGUUUGAAGGAUGUACAAGGAUGAAACGUCUAAGGACAAUAACCAGCAGUGACAGUUCCGACAAUGAAAGCCCUUCCACAUCCUUCUCAUCUGGUAAAUAUGUUGGCAAAACGGGUACAUCGAUCAAAGAGCCAAAGAAACCAGCUGAGGUGUUUAGAAAAGACCUAAUUAGUGCCAUGAAGCUUCCGGACUCUCACUACAUUAACCCUGAUGAUUACUACCUCUUGGCAGACACUUGGAAGGAGGAGUGGGAGAAAGGGGUGCAGGUUCCUGCCAGUCCAGACACUAUUCCACAGGCAUCUCUCAGGCUCAUUGCAGAGAAGUCAAAAGAGAACCUCUUCACACGUCAGAGAAAAUAUAUUCAGUGUUCUGCUCCAGAUCUUGUUGAUACUGGUUAUGUGAACAUUGUAGAGUUAGCCGAGUCUGUGUGCCAUUAUGACUUGGAUGACAUGGAUUUAUUUUGGCUGCAAGAACUUAACGUAGAACUGGAUGAGAUGGGAUAUAAUCUGGUAAAUGAAGAUACUAUGGAGAAAGUAAUGGAGGCUCUGGAGCGUCAGUGCUAUGACAAGAUGAACCAUGCAAUUGAGACAGAGGAAGGGCUGGGCAUAGAGUAUGAUGAAGAUGUCAUUUGUGAUGUAUGUCGCUCUCCAGAUAGUGAAGAGGGCAAUGAAAUGGUUUUUUGUGACAAAUGCAACAUCUGUGUACAUCAGGCCUGCUAUGGAAUUGUUAAAGUUCCACAAGGUAGUUGGUUGUGCCGGACAUGUGUCUUAAGCAUCCAUCCACAAUGUGUCUUGUGCCCAAAGAGAGGUGGUGCCAUGAAAGCAACCAGGGCAGGGACCAAGUGGGCACAUGUAAGCUGUGCUUUGUGGAUACCAGAGGUCAGUAUUGCCUGUCCAGAAAGGAUGGAGCCCAUUACCAAGGUUUCUCAUAUACCACCAAGUCGCUGGGCACUGGUCUGCAGUCUUUGUAAGCUGAAGACAGGUGCUUGCAUUCAGUGCUCUGUGAAAAGUUGUAUCACAGCUUUCCAUGUGACUUGUGCAUUUGAAUACAACUUGGAGAUGAAGACUAUUUUGGAUGAGGGGGAUGAAGUCAAAUUCAAAUCUUACUGUUUAAAGCACAGCAAACCUAAAUCGGGAGAACCUGGGCAAAGCCCUUCACACCCCAAACCAGCUACAGAGACUGAGAAGACUAGUCUUAGGGCCCAGAAGCUGAAGGAAUUGGAGGAGGAGUUUUUUGCUCUGGUGCGGGUGGAAGAGACUGCUGUUGAACUUGGCCUGCCUGAGUAUGUCCUGGACUUUAUCUUCCAGUACUGGAAACUUAAGCGAAAGUCUAAUUUUAACAAGCCCUUGUUACCACCCAAUGCGGGAGAAAAUGCACUUUUGCACCCUAAAGAAGAUAGCAUUCAUACACGCAUGAGAAUGUUUAUGCAUUUACGCCAAGAUCUUGAGCGGGUAAGAAAUCUCUGCUACAUGGUAAGCCGGAGAGAGAAGCUAAAAUUGUCUCACAGCAAAGCUCAGGAGCAGAUCUUUAGUAUGCAGGUGAAGCUUAUCAACCAGGAGCUGGCUACAGGACUUCCUUUGUCGUGCCCUCCAGAAAGUGUUCUGUUCAGAACUCCUCCCAGAAUAACUUUGAAGUUAAAGAUGCCAAAGGUGAAUUCAGGAACCAGCAAAACAGUCUCCAAGUCAAAAAAUGGACCCUUGUGCCCUGAUAACAGUGGUAAUGUUUACAAGAGUAGUACUGUUGCUAUGCACAGCCUCCUUAAAGCCAGUGAGAAACUUCGGUCGCAUCAUCAUCGAGUCCACAAAGGUGAUGAUUGCAAUGGUUUGCUGUCAAGCUCAGGGCGUUCACAGCCUGAGACAGUAGGAGUUAGCGAUGUCUUUUCCAGUACUCCUCGUGGGAAACCUUCAGCACUUCACAUUGGUAUGCAUGUCCAGUCUUCAAAUGGGGACAGUAAACUUGACCAAGAAAGAGCUUGUCCCAGCAAAUCCAAUGGAGUGGUAGACAAGGCAGUGAAACACAGGGACAGCUCCUGUCAAACGACAUAUGAGCAAGGUCUGUCUAACCAUUUUUCUGUUCAGGGAGGAGGUACUUUUCGAAAAUCAGCUAUGGAACAUUUCAGCCGUUCUUUCAAAGAGGUCACAGACAGCCUUAUGAGAACAACUGAGGACUUAAGGAGUUCAGAAAAAUCCUCAAGAAAAGCUGCCACUAAGGAGCGCCUGUGGGCCAAAUCAGUCCCUGAGAGACAGAGUGGUAGCAAACACAAUUACCAGGAGAGCGAUGGCUACUGUCCAGAUCUUGAACUGAGCGAUUCUGAACCUGAGAUCAAUGACAAGCGUAAGCUUCUACUCCUACAGCGCAGUAGCUCAGAAUGUGAAAGUCCUGGUCGAAAUUUUGGCAAAGGCAGCAGCUGCAACAAACUAAAAUUAGUUCAGCGCUCAUCUGUGCAAAGGUGAUGACAAAACUGGAAAGGGAUUGUAAUGCUGCAUGUCUUGAACAUUAGUCUUUCAGAGAUUAAGACAAAUGAUGUGCCAAGAGUUUUUCAUUGACUGCUCAACAGCAACUGUGAAUCACUGUUCUGUCUCAGAAAUGAUCUCCGAUCAUUAAGCUGUUGUGUUAUGGUGCUAUACAAUUACGGUUAGAAGAGAUUUGGAGAAAGCGUUACUGCCAUGAGGUGUGCACUGUGUAAAAAAACAUUUUUUUACACUGCUAAAAAAAACAA
Molecule: messenger RNA, 2921 nt
Organism: Erpetoichthys calabaricus (reedfish)
Lineage: Eukaryota; Metazoa; Chordata; Cladistia; Polypteriformes; Polypteridae
Gene: jade3
Product: jade family PHD finger 3
Exons: 11
Coding region: 223-2655 (810 amino acids)
Biological process (GO): regulation of transcription by RNA polymerase II
Cellular component (GO): histone acetyltransferase complex
Source: RefSeq, a predicted model, not a curated record